Molecule: messenger RNA, 6342 nt
Organism: Anguilla rostrata (American eel)
Lineage: Eukaryota; Metazoa; Chordata; Actinopteri; Anguilliformes; Anguillidae
Gene: dgkb
Product: diacylglycerol kinase, beta
Exons: 25
Coding region: 431-2791 (786 amino acids)
Biological process (GO): lipid phosphorylation; diacylglycerol metabolic process; intracellular signal transduction
Cellular component (GO): plasma membrane
Molecular function (GO): ATP-dependent diacylglycerol kinase activity; calcium ion binding
Source: RefSeq, a predicted model, not a curated record
GGAGGGAGAGAGAGAGAGAGAAAGAGAGAGAAACAGAGAGAGAUAGAGAGAGAAAGAGAGAGGGAGAGAGAGUGGGGCUGACGUAAGCAAGAGUGUGGGAAAUUAUCAUUGCAGGAGAGCAGAAGAGAGUGUUUCUCCUCCAGCACUGACUGUGUCUGUGUACACACACAGUCUGCAGUGGAGACUGCCAUCGAGACUUAAUCUGAUCUCUCUCUCACACACACACACAUACACAUAAUCUCUCUCUUGCUCUCUCUCGCUCUCUCUCUCCCACGCACACACACAAGGUGUCUACGUUUGUGUGCAUGUGUGACAGAGAGAACAUCUGCAAACCGCUGCCGGGAAAACAACCCUACCUUCCUGAAGCUGGUCUUGGUUUAACAGGAGGAGCCUGAUUUGUGGGAUGUGACGGGAAAAGUUUGCCUCGGUCAUGGCGCACCAGGAGAAGUGGGUCACGCUCAGUCCGGCGGAGUUCUCCCAGCUCCAGGAGUAUGCGCAGGACUCAAGCAAGAAGCUGAAAGACGUGCUGCAGGAGUUUCACAGGGAUGGAGUAUUGGCCAAGUAUAACCCAGAAGAGAAGCAGGAAAUACUCAACCAGGAAAUUGAUUUUGAGGGCUUCAAGCUCUUCAUGCAGACAUUUCUGGAGACUGAGCUUAGUGAUGAGUUCUGCCAGCACCUCUUCCUGUCCUUCAGCAGCAAAGGGCCCAGACCCAGCCCCUCUACACUGGACAAGUCUCGAAUAGCUGGUCUGAAGCUGCUCAAAGGCAGCUCCACACCUCUGAGGGCUUCAAACCUUCCCAAACUGGAACCCCUGGAUGUGGUCCAACUGAAGGACAUUGUGUGUUACCUGUCCCUUCUGGAGGGGGGACGUCCUGAAGACAAACUCGAAUUUAUGUUUCGUCUAUAUGAUACUGAUGGGAACGGGUGCCUGGACAGCUCGGAAUUGGAGCAGAUAAUCUCUCAAAUGAUGCAUGUUGCAGAAUACCUUGAAUGGGAUGUUACAGAGCUGAAGCCGAUUCUACAGGAAAUGAUGCAGGAAAUUGAUUAUGAUCGUGAUGGCACGGUGUCACUUGAAGAAUGGAUCCAGGGUGGCAUGACGACCAUUCCGCUUCUAGUGUUGCUGGGAUUAGAGACAAAUGUGAAGGAUGAUGGACAGCAUGUGUGGAGGCUGAAGCACUUCAACAAGCCGGCCUACUGUAAUCUGUGUCUCAACAUGCUGGUUGGACUGGGCAAGCAGGGCCUGUGCUGUUCAUUCUGCAAGUACACAGUCCACGAGCGUUGCGUGGCACGCGCUCCGCCGUCAUGCAUCAAAACAUAUGUCAAGUCAAAGAAAAACACGGAGGUGAUGCAUCAUUUCUGGGUGGAGGGGAACUGUCCGACUAAGUGUGAUAAGUGUCACAAAACCAUCAAGUGCUAUCAGGGCCUGACUGGGCUUCACUGUGUGUGGUGCCAAAUCACUCUUCACAACAAAUGUGCUUCCCAUGUGAAACCAGAGUGUGACUGCGGGCCGCUGAGGGACCACAUACUGCCCCCAACCACAAUCUGCCCUGUUGUGCUGGAAAGGCAGUCCACCAUUAGAAAAGAUUCCAAAGCCAGCCAGUCAGGAGGUAGAGGGAAGAUGCAGAGAGCCAACUCUGUCACAGUGGAUGGACAAGGGCUACAGAUAACAACCAUAGAAGGCACUCACCCGCUGCUGGUAUUUGUAAAUCCAAAAAGUGGUGGAAAACAAGGAGAAAGGAUAUACAGAAAAUUCCAGUAUUUGUUAAACCCCCGCCAGGUGUACAACCUUGCAAAAAGCGGACCCAUGCCAGGGCUGAAUUUCUUUCGAGAUGUCCCAGACUUCAGGGUGCUUACCUGUGGUGGAGAUGGAACUGUUGGCUGGAUCCUUGACUUCAUUGAUAAAGCGAAUCUGGACAGGAACCCCCCUGUUUGUGUACUUCCUCUUGGCACAGGAAAUGACCUGGCUAGGUGUUUGCGGUGGGGUGGAGGUUAUGAGGGGGAGAGCCUGCUGAAGAUCCUGAAGGACAUUGAGAAUAGUACAGAGGUGAUGUUGGACCGCUGGAAGAUUGAAGUGACGCCCAGUGACAAGGAGGAGAAGGGGGACCCAGUACCUUACAGCAUCAUAAACAAUUACUUCUCAAUUGGAGUGGACGCCUCCAUCGCACACAGAUUCCACAUCAUGAGGGAGAAGCACCCAGAGAGGUUCAACAGUAGAACAAAGAAUAAACUCUGGUACUUUGAGUUUGGCACCUCUGAGACCUUCUCUGCAACAUGCAAGAAACUUCAUGAUUUUUUGGAAGUAGAGUGCGAUGGGAUCAACCUGGACUUCAGCAACAUCUCCCUUGAAGGCAUUGCUGUUUUAAACAUACCCAGCAUGCAUGGUGGCUCCAACCUAUGGGGGGAAACCAGGAAGAGGCGGAGCCACUGGCGGGCUGGGAAGAAGACCGCUGAGAAGCGGACGACACUGGUGGACCCAAAAGAGCUUAUGUUUGCUGUUCAAGACCCAUCAGACCAGCUUCUGGAGGUGGUUGGCCUGGAGGGAGCCAUGGAGAUGGGACAGAUCUACACGGGUCUGAAGAGUGCUGGGAGACGGCUGGCACAGUGUUCCUCCGUCAUCAUCAGGACCAGGAAAUCUCUUCCCAUGCAAAUUGAUGGAGAACCAUGGAUGCAGACUCCUUGCACUAUUGAAAUAACACACAAGAAUCAGGCACCAGUGCUGAUGGGUCCACCACAAGCAACCGGGUUGUUUUCCUCCAUCAUUCGUAAAACGAGGACUGAGUCCAGAGAAUAGGACCCCUGUGUCUGCACAUUUGGUUGCGUCUUGCAGUUGUAUUUCCCUAAGCGUAAGGCAAAGAGUAAGGGCGCUGUGUUUCUCAGCACAUUUGAAUUGCUAUUCAAUUUCCCUUGGUGUAAAUCAGGGAAGGGUAGAAGCCCUGUUACCCUCCAACAAGACUGACAGAGGGAUACAGGCUACAUGGAAGCAGCCUUUUUGAGUGUGAUUACAAAGUUUAAACAACACGUGUAUGCAUGUUCAUACACGUAAACACACACACGCACAUGCAUGCACACACACACACACACACACACACACACACACACACACACACAGAUUCAGUGACACAGUCACUGUCUUGUCUUAGCACCAGGAGCCUACUCAUCAGAGCGCACUGCCAACAAAACAGAAAGUCAGCCUGGUGGAAUCAUGUGCAAACAUUUUCAGAUUGUUUAUGUGUUUUUUAGUCAUUCCGUCUGUAUUUGUUUAUGAUGAAAAGUCGAUGUUUGCAUUCUUUUAAGUGUGAAGGACGAACAAGAAGUUCUGUUUAUGGGCUGAAACUUUUCGAAGGAGAGGGAGAGGAGAAGAAACAGGAAUGUUAAGAGUUGCGGGUCAGCAGCCAGCCUGGGUGUUCAGUGAAAAAGAGCCUGCCUUGGUUAAGCCUGUUUCUGUUGCUCUUCUGCGUAUGCUUAGGUUUGGAAUUUAAAUGUCUGCAACCACGGACGUUUCUUUUUUCUGACUGAAUUUCUGGCAGAUUUGAGUCUUACAUUAUCAGAGUAUUCAAAUGUGAUGGCAGGUGCUAUAAAUGCAAGUGUUGGCCUAUGGGAUUUUAUGGUCUUUGGUACAGUAAUUUCUCUUUGUACACAUUGGAUCUCAUAUUGCAUGCUAAAGCAUUAAUUCUUGCUAAUGCAUUAUCUGAUAUCCUUCAACAUUUCUGAGAAUAAACCUUGUUGCCUUUUAGUACAGCUUAUGUCUAAUGAAAUAUUCUAGAGAGUGAAUUUAUAUAGGCUUUUACUGUGGCGUUAUAGCAUGUAAAAAUCAUUACCCAUUUUUCUUUCUGGAAUGUAUACCAACUUGACAUUGGUAUGAAAGUUAUUUGACCAGCAGAAGUCAAAGAUACUGUUUUGUCUGGCAAAACAGAUGCUGCACAUUUGUCUGCCAUCAUUUAACAAAUGAUGUAAUGUUGGGUAACCCUACGGAAUGUAAUGGGUUUUCAAACACUCCAAACAAAUGUUGCAGUACAUAUUUACUCUAGAACCUUUUAUGAAUGAUAAAAUGUGAUCUUGCAGGAAGUAUCUCCCAUAAUAUUAUUAAUGUGGUGGUUUUCUAGUGUCUGGGGAACUGAAGUCAAUUUUUGGAAUUUCUGUUCUGUUUGAGUUUUUAUUGUUUUAUGUAUUUGAGAAUGAAAAAGGAGGAAGAGGUUGUGCUUUCAUAACCUACUAGAAAGAAACCAUUUCCUGACUUGAACAUACAUAUUCAAGCAGUAAGAAAACUAUUACUUUAAACUAGUGUGUUAUGUGAAAAAGUGCCAUAAUUGGCAGAAGACCAACAGCUUCAGGGAUGGCAGUGAUUGACUGAUCUGCAUGCAUUAAAUUAUGCAAUUUGCAUGAUUGCCUACAGCAUAUACAGAACACAGCACAGCCAGCAUAAUGUUUUUUUAACCUUCAAUGGUACAGUGUUUUUCUCACUGCCUUUUCCCAGGUCUUUUUCCAUUUAGUCUAUAGUCACAGUUAACACUGGCCAGAGUGACGACAUAUACUCACAGGCAUCCUUGAACUUUGAGUCUAAAUUACAAUUUGGAGUUCACAUGCUAGGUCUGAUUCAUCGGUUAGGACUCAGUGUCCUGGCUGAGGUUUCCCAGGACUUGGAAGAGACGUUGCUCACUGAACCCCCAACCACCUCCCCCCUUCCCCCCAAAACUCCUCGUCUUGGCUCAGCACUCUCCAUGCAAAUGGUUCCUUCAGAAGCUGUCACAAUCAGACAGCAUAAUUUACCAUUCUUGCUUAAAUCACAAACCUGAUACAUUGAACAAAUAGCAAACAUUAGCAACAAUUACCACAAAACAUGGGGUAACUAAAAUGUUUAGUACUCAUGACAGCUUGAUUACGAGUAUUGUAUGCUAGUCCAUGCAUGUAAGCACAAUGCAGUGUGGUGGAAAAAGAGGGGUGCAUUCAGUCUAACCAUUAUAUCGCUUUGCCCUUUACUUUGAGUAAAUAAUUGGAAGACUGAUUUUGUUCUUAAACAGAAUUUUUUUUCUCUCCACUCAAUGUUAAGGACAAAUCACCUUCAUAGUUAGAGUGAAUGUCCUCUUCAGGGUCAUAUACCAAUUGUGAGGUUUUAGAAUUGAUUAUAUUGUCUAUGUUGCUCAUCGAAUAUGAAUUUGCAUGAACAUCUUGAGAAUGCACCAAUUAUUGUUUAAAAUAAGUGGCAGCUAUUAACAUGGUGGUAUUUCCAAGAUUAAGUUGUGAAAUCAGUUUCAAAUUGGCCCUCACAUAUAGUAUUGUCAGUACCUGUUUUGAUGUUAAAGUUCUUGGCUUAUUGUUGACACAUUUUCUGUAUGCAGGAAUUUAAAAUGUUUUAUUUUUGUUAAAAAUGUAUUAUUUUUCUUUUUCUUUACUGGCUUUAAGUGGCAUGUCUGGUUUUUGUAAAGGCCUCAGAUGAUAUGCAUAAAUGGUUUUGAGUGCAGAAGAAAUAGCAGUAUAUCUCUCCGUAUUAUAUUUCUUAUGAUGGCAGCACUGAGCAUUUUUCCAGUGGAGAUUAAAUGUAUUGUUCAUUACCAGAUAAUACAGGUUUUUUCAUUGUUUUGCCAUGUAUAAACAUUCAAUAAUGUGUCCGAACAUAUUUAGAUUCACCCGAGUCCUCGUUAGAAUCUUGUUUUCAGCAAAGGUUAAACAAAUGAAUGAUCAAAUGAAUGAAUGAAAAUGAAAUUGAUAGAUAAAUAAAUAAAUUUAAAUUGGGAAGCUGUGAAUUUGAGAUAAUGUUUACAGUUAAAAAAUAUAUUUAUUCCCAUCUACUGUGUUUAUUGAAUGCACAAGACCAGUUUGAAACAUAAGCCAGUCUGGUUUCUGAGAAAUAACAUGUUCACCAAAGACAAAAUUAUGAAGAUAUCCUUUGUGAUUAAAUCCAUACAGGAUUUGCAAGUGGAAUAACAUUUGCCACAAUGUGCCAUUUUUGAUACUUUGGUACUUCAAUUUAAAAACACAUUUUGAUGGGUUUUCUGUGACCUGUGUAUUGUUUUACAAUCUGACUGUAUUCAUGCAUGGUGGAACCAUGUCUGUUUUAAGUUUUAAAAAUAAUUUUUAUGCAUAUAAUGAAGAUUCUAAAGUAACUGACUGAUUGCCUUUGUCCUCCCUUCUUCUCAUAAAUCACCCAUUGAUUAACCAUGAAAUGUGUUUUAUAAUUACUGUAAAUGUACAGUGUAUUUGAUUUUUUUCCAAACUGGUUUUUCUGUAUAAUGUAAUGUACUGUUGUGUAUAGUACAUUAUUGUAAUGCAUUGGCUGCUUUGAAGCUUAUCAAUUUUGACUGAAUCAUUUACCUACAGAAGAAAUAAAUGGCUUUAUUUAAUUGA